Messenger RNA from Hyla sarda, 906 nucleotides. RefSeq lists its product as uncharacterized. The transcript is spliced from 2 exons. The record is from RefSeq and is a predicted model, not a curated record. Bases 34 to 681 code for a protein of 215 amino acids. Lineage: Eukaryota; Metazoa; Chordata; Amphibia; Anura; Hylidae.
UGGUGUGCGGCCUGGCUUGCCACCAGCUACAUCAUGACGGUCGUCCUCGGCCAUGCAGCCUCGCCACUGAUGAGCAUCAGUGACGUGGGAAAUGUCUUUCCCGAAAGCAUAUUAUUCAGAAUUGGAUUUAUAGGGAUGUCCAUUGGCACUUUGGUACUAACCUUUCUUAUUUAUAAGUAUAUGGUUAUGCAUACUGAAGAGUUCAGGGGUCAUCAGGUCCUGAUCCAGAGGAUCCUGCUGGCCAUUGUGUGGGCCUCCUGUUUUUCCACAGCUGUUAUGCAUGUAUUGUCCCCCGAAGAAUAUCCCAGGAUACACUUUGUCAGCACGAUAAUUUCCAUUACAUGUGAAGCCUUAUACUACCUUGGGCAGUCCAUCCAGAUGUAUAAAUUACCAGGAGCAAAAAAAGUCAUCCACCAUAGUAGAUGCACCUGCUGUGGCCUGACUUUUGUCUUUGUAGUUUUCUAUUUUGGAUAUGAAACAUUAAAGGAAUUAUUCCAUAAUGAUGAAGACUGGGACGAGAUCCGUGAAAUCCCCAUCAUAAUCAUCGAGUGGGUGAUGCUUCUACUGAUCCUGAUAAACAUCGUGACCUAUUAUUCCACCAUGCAGAGGUUAUUGUUGACCGUCUCCAGAAACAGCUGCACACUCUCUCUUAGAGUAAAAAUUGAUGACUUCGGGGUGUAGACCACCACGGGGGCCAUCAAGUGGACUUCUGGGAGAGAUACUGCACAGGACACGGAAAACAUCUAAAGAAGAAUAACUGGGGGACUACAUAUGGUGCCAGUAAUCAUGACACAAUAAUAUGAGCUGGUGAUAUUACCUAUACAAAAAAAAAAUAAAAAAAUAUUAUAAAAAAAUAUUGGUGUGUGAAGUGUAAUACCUAGUUAGAAAACAGAAUCAAAUUCAUCA